AUGCGCUUAGGCAGUCCUCAAACUCCGUCCUCUUUACCCGAGAGACUCCAAUCCUCAACCCAACCGCGGAAACCCAAGCGCUGCAAAUCACACCCCUGGGCUGCCCUUCCUGGCCUGGGCACUACUCGGGGCGGGGGGGCCCUGCCGCCCCGCUGCAAACCCCGGCUCCCAGGCGGCUCUGCCGGACCCCAGGCGCCCGGUGGGGUCUGCCCGGUCCCGCCCCACGGCCCCGCUCUGACCCCGCUCCGACCCGGGCCACGCUACGACCCCUGGCCCCCUAUGACCCCGCUCGGACCUCGACCUCGACCUCGACCUCGACCCCGGCCCCGCCCUGACCCCGCUCCGACCCCCGCUCCGACCCCCGCUCCGACCCCGCUCCGCACCGCCGCCGCCGAAGCCGGCUCGAGCUCCGGUCUGGAUCCGAGGGAACGAGCACGGCGGGGAGAGACCAGCGGGCAGGGGGCCGGGCCCGCCUCGGAUAUCCGCCCACCGGCGACCCCGGCGCCCGGCCACUCACCUCAGCCCCAGCCCCGGCAGCUCGCCGCCGCUGCCGCUCAGAUCUCCCUCCUCGGCGUCCGAGCCCGCGUAUCGCGAGACGUGCCGCCGCGCUCUCGCGAGACCUGGGCGGCCGACCGUGAAGCCCCGGGCCCGAGCGCCGCCCGGGUCCUGCAGCUCCGCGUGCGCCCCAGAGCCGCCCGCCCCGGGACACCGCACUCGGACUCUCACCAGAGGCCGGCCCGCGGGUCUGUGGGGGGGCCCGCCUCCCGCAACGGGACGGACCUCCACUGGGGCAGUCGCUCGCGCUGUAUUGUGCGGAGUAGCACCGCCCAACGGUGGCCUCCUCGGGCCAAACUUUCCUGUUCUUGA
This is a messenger RNA of Canis lupus familiaris (dog), 867 nucleotides long. RefSeq names its product proline-rich protein 2-like. The record is from RefSeq and is a predicted model, not a curated record. The coding region runs from base 1 to 867 and encodes 288 amino acids. NCBI's taxonomy places the organism in Eukaryota, Metazoa, Chordata, Mammalia, Carnivora, Canidae. The transcript has a single exon.